AAACACUACCUAAAGUCUUCCUAUUUUCUUUCCCUCAAACUCUGUUUGGAUCUAAGAUUAGAAUAGACCCUCAAGGAAAUGUGCAAAAAUUUGCGAGGAUGGGAUGAAUUGAUCAUGCUUGUCUUCAUUUUUAAUGGGGAUCCAAUAUGAGGAAAAAGGUUUUCCACAUUACCUGGCUGCAUGGUGAGUCAAAGCCAAACUCAGUUUGUGGGUUGGGCUUGAAUACAAGGAUUGGGAUUAAAAUGUGUUAAGGUUAGCUAGGAUUCAAUUUAUUGACUGACAUAUCUUUAGGGAGUCGUGUUACGCAACAUGAAUUUCUUUUGGUAGAGCAUGAGUUCUAUCUAGGUGUGUCACACGGUGGUCAUGAAUUGAAAGAGGUUUAUUGCAUGAAGGGAUUUGUUUCGUUCCAAAAAUGAUGACCCUUUUCCUUUGUGAUUUAUAACUUGAACCCUUGUUUUGAAGGGUGGAAUCCAAGUUCGAUUAAUGAGAGAAUGACCCUUUGGAAUCAUAUAUAAAUUGGAGCCUCAAUCACCGAGUUUCCUCAUGUAUGCCAUGUGAUUAAACAGUCAUUGAUGCUUCUGCAGAUAGAAAGAAUAUUUUUCAUGUUCAGAUGGUGUUAUUGUUAGAGUUGUUUUGUUGCUUCCAUGGCUUUACACAUAUAUCUAUUUAACAUAAUUAGCUUUAAUUUACCGUGAAAGUAACAAAACAAUUUCGAUAAUAACAUCGUCUCAUACACUGAACAUGAAAAGGGAAGUUUCAAUCACUAAUGACAUAUGGUUGAUUAUUCUAAGAAGUGCCAAUUUAAGGUAAUGCUGUGCGUCUGUGCUUUUCCUAAAAGAUACAUUGCUUGUGUGGAAUGACAUUGGACUAACUAAAAUUCUUUAGUAAGACUUUCUUACCUAAACAUUGUUGAAUAGUAGGCAUAUGAUGACCAAACAAAAAAUUUGUGGGCAUAAUUUUCACGAGUUGUUAGUUCAGAUGCUCUUUUUGGCACAAGAGGUUUGUAGCAUAGAAAAAUCUGUGUUAUUGGGAUAAGCGUUUGGAACUUUCAACUUUGGAUGCUGUCUUUUGAGCGUGCCCUUGAGUCAUUUUUAUCAGCUUCUUCUUCUUGUUCCUCCUGUUUCUCCCUCUCUGUACAUCUUUUUCUUUUUCCCACUUUCAAAAUCUACAUUAUUUACACUUUCAAAAGGGAAGCAAAUUGGAAAUUCUCACAGGCAAAAAGGAAAAAGAAUUUCAUCCUCCAUUGAUGGCCUCGAUCCAAGAGUUAAAGCAUAUCUAAGAGUAUGGAUUCAGUUAAGCGAUCAGCAGUGACCCCAAGUAAGAGUAGAUUGGCCCGCACUUUUGCUAAGGUCCUUCACAUUCGCAUGGUCACUGGCGUUGCCCCAGUAGAUGGAAUUCAGAAAAUCAAGGCCCCGGAAAGCAGCAAGGAUGAUCAGGAUACCGGUAGUUGGUCUCGGUCUCAGUCUUAUGAUGACAACGAUGAAAAACUCAGGAACACAGCUGAGCUGGAAGCCCAUCUUGCACAACUAUUUGCUAGCAUAUCAUCUGUUAAAUCAGCAUAUGCCCAGCUACAGUAUGCUCAGUCUCCUUAUGAUUCCAAUGGGAUUCAAUCUGCUGAUCAGAUUGUGGUUUCUGAGUUGAAGAAUUUGUCAGAGCUGAAGCGGUGUUAUCUGAAGAAACAGUUUGAUCCUUCCCCUGAAAGGACACUGUGUUUGGCCGAAAUUCAGGAGCAGAAGAGUCUUUUGAAAACGUAUGAAAUCAUGAGGAAGAAGUUGGAAUGUCAGAUGAAACUCAAGGAUUCUGAAAUCACUUUUCUUAGAGAGAAGUUGGAAGACUGCCAUAAGCAGAACAAGUCGCUUGAGAAGAGAUUAAAUCCAAGUGCGCAUUUAUCUGUGCUCGACAAUCUGCACCUAUCGGGCAUAAGUCCCAGCCAUUUCAUCACAGUUCUUCAGCAUACGGUUAAAUCUAUUCGAAGCUUUGUCAGACUGAUGAUCAAUGAGAUGGAAUCAUCAGGCUGGGAUAUCAAUGCAGCUGCUGCAGCUAUACAACCAAGUGUAGUCUUUUUGAAAGCCACUCACAGAUGCUUGGCCUUUGAGUCGUUUGUUUGCCGAGAAAUGUUUGACAGUUUUCACUUCCCAAACUUUUCUCUCCCAAAUGAGUCAUUGCCAGAGCAAAAUCAAUGGCAGCGGUUCUUCUUUGAGAGAUUCAUCAAAUUGAAAUCCACAAGAGUGAAGGAAUAUCUUGCCCGGAAGCCAAAGUCAACAUUUGGUAAAUUCUGCCGUGCCAAGUACCUGAAGCUCGUCCACCCCAAGAUGGAAUCAUCCUUCUUCGGCAACCUCAGCCAGAGAAACAUUGUCAACUCUGGAAACUUUCCAGACACCCCUUUCUUCACCUCAUUCUCAGAAAUGGCGAAGCGGGUUUGGCUCCUGCAUUGCCUGGCCUUUUCAUUCAACCCUGAGGCCAAAAUCUUCCAAGUCAACAAGGGCUGCCCCUUCUCUGAAGUCUACAUGGAAAGCAUUAUCGAUGAACCAUCUCCCCCCCCAGGCUGCCCACCGGACACCCACUCACGAGUGGCAUUCACUGUAGUUCCAGGAUUCAGGAUUGGUAAAACUGUUAUACAGUGUCAGGUAUAUCUCUCCCAAUGUUAAUCUGCCAUGGAACCAAGAUUAUCGAAUGCGAUGAUAGGGCACAACAUAUGGACCCACAGCACAUCUGAAUUGAACUGGAGGCCAUUUCUUUAGACGUUUUCUGAUAGUAAAAUUAUGGGAAGAUGAUGAGAAAUGAAAUGGCUUGCCUGGUUGCUGAGGGUGUUGUGGGGACUCAAAAACAUUGGGCAGAGUACCGAGCCAUGCCGUGUCUUUGUUUUGUGGCCAUUUUUAAAAGGAAAAGCGCGUGGACCGUUAUGGGAGCACCGACUGAACCUUUAUUUCAUUUUCUACUACUCUCUAUAUAUAGUAGUAGUAUAUAUAGAGUCAUUCUCCCAAUUUUGUUGAUAUUUAGGAAGCCCCAGAGGGGCUGUUUGGCUGUAUUAUAUUGGAUUCUCUCUAUGUGACAUGGGUUUUUAUUUAUUUUUUACCAUUUUUAAUGCUAGUACAGGGAAAAGGAGUAGAGCUUUUUCAUUA
Messenger RNA from Vitis riparia (riverbank grape), 3122 nucleotides. RefSeq names its product protein GRAVITROPIC IN THE LIGHT 1-like. The record is from RefSeq and is a predicted model, not a curated record. Lineage: Eukaryota; Viridiplantae; Streptophyta; Magnoliopsida; Vitales; Vitaceae. Bases 1284 to 2648 code for a protein of 454 amino acids. Gene Ontology annotation, biological process: negative gravitropism; response to red or far red light. The transcript has 2 exons.